Messenger RNA from Botrytis porri, 1947 nucleotides. RefSeq lists its product as uncharacterized. The transcript is spliced from 4 exons. The coding region runs from base 387 to 1364 and encodes 325 amino acids. Lineage: Eukaryota; Fungi; Ascomycota; Leotiomycetes; Helotiales; Sclerotiniaceae. The record is from RefSeq and is a predicted model, not a curated record.
AUAUUAUUCCUACCAUGUUCCAUUAUAAAUACCCCAAUGAAACAAUGAUUCCGGAAUGCAAGCUCCAUGCAAGAUCACAGGAAUCCGGAACUGAGGCGGGAGAUCUGACAUGAAAAUUGGACCAACAUUUGGGCUGACCAAUCGUUGGUAUUUGAGACGGUUUGAUAUUCCACCGAUUCUCAAAGAAUGUCUCCGAGAUUCAAUAUACUAGACGUGCUUCAUGAAAAGUUUCUCUGUCUCUUGUUAUUCUCACAAUUGUAUCUCAUUCUCUAACUUCAUUAUUAAUUCUUAAACUUUGUCUUCUACUAUAUUCUCGCAUUCUCUCCGAUCGAUCACUUCACUUUCCUCGCCAACAUCAUCUAGUGAUAUCACCACAACACACAAAUAUGGGCCAUCCAUCUCUCAUAUUCGGUGCUGCAUCUAUCGGGAUGGAUUUCAGCACCAAAGAAUCCGUCCAAGAUGCACUCGACGUCUUAAAAGAGUUGAAUAUUUCCCAAAUCGAUACCGCAGGAAGAUAUCCACCCACAAAUCAUGGAAGAUCCGAGGAGCUUCUUGGAGAAGUAGGAGCUGCAUCGCAAGGCUUUUUUAUCAGUACGAACAUUCUUGCUACGAAGCUUGGGUAUGGGAGUGGUGAACUCGAAGCUUCGGCUAUAGAGAAGUCGCUCGAUACAAGUUUUGAGCGUUUAGGUGUUGAUCAGGUUGAUAUCUUAUAUUGUCAUCAACCUGAUCCGACGACUCCAUUGAAAGAACAAGCAGAAGCCCUCAAUGAUCAUUUCAGAGAGGGGUCUUUCAAGAGAAUAUUAAUUUCACAAAGCUUGGAAUCUCCAAUUUCCCCCCCCAAAUUACUCCAAGAAUUCAUCCAAGUAUGCGAGGAAAACAAUUUCGUGAAACCGUCUGUGUAUCAAGGAGAUUACAACCUCAUAACUCGAGGCAUGGAGAAAGAAUUACUACCUAUCCUCGGAGCCCAUUCGAUGUCUUUCUUUGCAUUCAGAGCUCUAGCAGCCGGUUUCCUAACCGGAAAUUACAGCGCCGGGAAAUCCAACGGCACUAGAUUCAGCGAUGACCACCCACUUGGAAAGGCAUUUCAGAACCUCUAUGCAGCCCCUAAAUUGCAAGAAGCCAUAAAAGAUCUCGAGAAUACUUUAGCACCCUUAGAUAUUUCUGGAAGAGAAGCUAGCUUGAGAUGGAUCUAUUAUCAUUCGAAAUUGGGAAAUGGGGAUGGGAUUAUUCUGGGUGCUAGUAAAAUUUCUCAAAUAAGAGAAAAUAUUAAGAGUAUAUCUGCUGGGCCGCUCUCUGAGCAAGUGGUACAGAAGAUCGAAGGAACUUGGGAUUUGUUGGCUGAGGACAGACGUGGGAUUUUGUAGCUUAUGUGAUUUGGGAGAGAAGACUUGUGCAGUUGUCCUCUAUUAAAAAGCAUAGUGUUUACAGGUAUCCUCUGCAAAUCUCAGGAACUCAAGAAAGUUUCGUGAAGACAGGAAAUCUUAAAUUCUAGUAGAUAUCAAAGACAACAUCAUGAACAGCUCCAAAAACUAACGACCCUCGCAUGCAAAACCACCUACAAAGUUCCCUCUAAAACUCUAAUUGCUCGAAGAAUAAUUCAUUCCAUAUCAUAAAGAAAGUCUUUAUAUAAUAAACAUCAAACAUCCAACAUAGAACAGAAACGUUCAUCCCACAUCAUUACACCAACCCCCUAUUUCUAGAUUCUACAAGUCAGAUCUCAUCUUCACCCUUUCCCAAAACUCUAAAAGGCCCGAAUACAGAUAUGCAACAAAACCAAAACAAACAAAUCUGUACCCCAGACCUCAAUAUCAACAACUAUCCCACCCCCUAUCCAAAAGUGACAAAAGGCCCGAAUGGAGGUAGAUAUGCAACAAAACAAUCUUGUUGAUCCUUCAACAUCAAUUCAACAAAGAUUCUUCUUCACUUAUUUUCACUUUUACUUUCAUU